This is a messenger RNA of Oryzias latipes (Japanese medaka), 2275 nucleotides long. RefSeq names its product recombination activating gene 2 (gene rag2). Gene Ontology annotation, cellular component: nucleus; DNA recombinase complex. NCBI's taxonomy places the organism in Eukaryota, Metazoa, Chordata, Actinopteri, Beloniformes, Adrianichthyidae. Gene Ontology annotation, biological process: V(D)J recombination. The record is from RefSeq and is a predicted model, not a curated record. Gene Ontology annotation, molecular function: protein binding; sequence-specific DNA binding.
UCAUAAAAUACAUUUUUUCAUUCACAGAAAAAGAAAUUUGUGCAAAAAUGUUAAAUGCAACUUUUUCCUGAAAGUUUUCAAUAUAGUAAACAUUUCAAGUAUGAUCUAUAAAGAGUUUAAUGCAUGACUAAAAGAAAUUGGUUUUAUAUGCAGCUUAAAGCAGAGAUAUCACUGAAGUAACUUGCCCAGAGCAUUCAAGCAGAACACCUGGCAGUGAGGAGCAGUCACAGACUGUUAACCUCAAGAUGUGAUAGUGUCUGUGAGUCAACGGAGCUUCAAAAACUCUGCCACUUUCUGCUUUUGUCACAGUUCAACUACAUAAAGAGAUCUUAAGCUUCAUUGCUUCAUUCAAGAAAGUCUAAGAUUCUCAAAAAAAGUGACUUCGGAUCACACAACUGCCUGUGAGGCACCUGCUGGAUCAUGAGUCUCCAGCCACUGACUCCAGUGAACUGUGCAGGCCUCCUGCAGCCUGGCUGCUCCCUCCUACAGCUAGAUGGAGAAGUUCUCUUGUUUGGCCAGAAAGGAUGGCCCAAGCGUUCAUGUCCGACAGGUGUAUUUGGUGUACGCUUUAAAAAGGGUGAGAUAAAGCUGAGGCCCAUUUCUUUCUCCAAUGACUCGUGCUACCUCCCCCCGUUACGCUGUCCAGCUGUCUGUCGUCUUGACCCUUACGAUGGCCUGCCAGAGAGUUAUCUCAUUCAUGGCGGCCGGACCCCAAACAAUGAAAUCGCAUCCAGCCUGUACCUGCUGACUGUAGACAGCCGCGGUUGUAACCGCAAACUGACCCUCAAGUGCAAGGAGAAAGAGCUGGUGGGAGAUGUUCCGGGGGCUCGAUAUGGCCACACCAUGAGCAUGAUUCAAAGCCGGGGAAAGUCUGCAUGCAUAUUAUUUGGGGGUAGGUCUUACAUGCCUGCAGGGGAACGAACCACUGAGAGCUGGAACAGUGUUGUUGACUGUCCUCCCCAGGUUUUCCUCUUUGACCUCGAAUUUGGGUGCUCGUCUGCUCACACUUUGCCAGAGCUCAGUGAUGGACAGUCUUUCCAUUUGGCUCUUUCCAGAGAGGAUAGUGUGUACUUCAUCGGGGGCCACUCACUCUCCUCCGACUCACGCCCACCUCGACUGUUUCGCCUGCGUGUCGAGCUCCUGCAGGGCAGCCCACUGCUGUCCUGUGAGACCCUGGACACGGGCCUAUCCAUCUCUAGUGCCAUAGUCACUCGCACAGGUCCCGCUCACAGAUUUAUCGUCUUAGGGGGAUAUCAGUCGGAUUCUCAGAAGAGGAUGAAUUGCAGCACUGUUGUUUUGGAUUCGAAGGGAAUCCACUUUGAGACCUUAGACCAACCCAAGUGGACUCCAGAUAUUAUUCACAGUCGCACCUGGUUUGGGGGAAGCUCUGGAGAAAGCCGCAUCCUCCUGGCCGUUCCCACUGAGGGACGGCAAUCCCAGCCUGACACGCACUAUUUUUAUCACGUGAGCUUCCAAACAGAGGGAGAAAACCAGGAUGAAGAAGGACUCCAGGCCUGCAGCCAAGAGUCAACAGAUUAUGACAACUCUACGCCUCUUGAAGACUCAGAGGAGCUCUACUUUGGUCGGGAGCCACAUGAGCUGGAGGACAGCAGCGACGGAGACGAAGACACCUACAAUGAAGAAGAUGAGGAGGAUGAGUCACAAACAGGCUAUUGGAUCAAAUGCUGCCUUGGCUGUCAGGUGGACCCCAACACAUGGGAGCCAUACUACUCCACAGAGCUCCACCGCCCUGCCAUGAUCUUCUGCUCCAGGGGGGAGGGGGGUCACUGGGUCCAUGCCCAGUGCAUGGAGCUGUCAGAGACCCUGUUAGUUAAGCUUUCUCAAGGCAGCAAAAAGUACUUCUGUCUGGAUCACGGAGGCCUACCCUACCAGGAGAUGACCCCACCUCGACAAACCAUGCCCCUGAAGCGUACACCCAUGAAGGUGAAAGACAGAAAAACUCCUCUGAUGAUUAAAAUGUCCCCUACCAAAAAACGCUUUUUCAAAAGGCUUUUUUAAUGGCUGAUUUUCUUUGUUAAAAGAAUUAUCACGCAUCCCAUGAAUAUAUUUUUAACAACUCAGAAAGGAAAAGUGAAAUUUUCUGUUCGUUCCCUGUAUUUCUUGGCUGUUUAAGUAAUUAUUUUGCAUUAUUUAAAGUUGUGUGGUUUUCCUUAAUCAUAACAUUGUUUUUAAAGCUCCUGUAAAAUGAAAUGCUUUGUACUAGUCAUGAAAGUAUAAUUCUAUUUUGUUAUUAAAAUAAAAAACAAAAAAAAGA